AUAUAAGGUGUGCUUCUAGUGGUGGGAAGGUGUGCUCAGCUGCUGGGAGAUGUGGAGCUGCCUGGAAGAGGGAAGAAGUGCUCCGGCCUGACAGGUGAAGCGGAUCCCCGUAUGUCCUGAUCACAGGCCUAGGUCUCCUCUACAGUCACCGCUGGGGAAAGGUAAACGAAAAUGGAGUCCAUGCUGAACAAGCUGAAAAGUACUGUCACGAAAGUGACAGCAGAUGUCACGAGUGCCGUGAUGGGGAACCCUAUCACACGAGAGUUUGAUGUAGGGAAACAUAUAGCCAGCGGUGGCAAUGGGCUGGCUUGGAAAAUUUACCACGGCACAAAGAAAUCCACCAAGCAGGAGGUUGCUGUUUUUGUGUUUGACAAGAAGUUGAUUGACAAGUAUCAGAAGUACGAAAAGGAUCAGAUCAUAGAUUCUCUAAAGAGAGGCGUUCAGCAAUUAACACGUCUCCGGCACCCGCGGUUACUCACCGUACAGCACGCUCUUGAAGAGUCACGGGAUUGCCUAGCAUUUUGCACAGAACCUGUUUUUGCAAGCUUAGCCAAUGUUCUUGGUAGUUGGGACAACCUUCCAUCCCCUCUCCCUGCGGACAUAAAAGAUCAUAAGCUCUAUGAUGUGGAAACAAAAUACGGGUUACUCCAGGUAUCUGAAGGCUUAUCAUUUUUACAUAGCAGUGUAAAGAUGAUCCAUGGCAAUCUAAGUACAGAAAAUAUUAUUUUAAACAAAAGUGGAGCCUGGAAAAUAAUGGGUUUUGACUUCUGCAAUCCAUCUGUAAAUCCAACAGAACAAGAGAACAAGUUCUUGUGUAAAGAAUGGGAUCCUAACUUACCGCCAUUGUGUUUACCGAAUCCGGAAUAUUUGGCACCAGAAUACAUAUUGUCAGUAAGCUGUGACCCUGCCAGUGACAUGUACUCACUUGGCGUUAUUGUACAUGCGGUAUAUAACAAAGGCAAAGCCAUCUUUGAAAUCAACAAAAAAGACAUUUACAAAAGCUUUAGUAGACAACUGGACCAGCUGACUAAUUUAAGUCCAAAUGUCCUGGUGAAUAUCCCAGAAGAUGCCCGGCAACACUUGAAACUUGUUCUAAAUGUAACGCCAGCAGUUAGACCCGAUGCUGAUCAAAUGACAAAGAUUCCAUUUUUUGAUGAUGUUGGUGCCGUGACACUGCAGUAUUUUGAUUCCCUUUUUCAACGGGAUAAUCUCCAGAAGUCCCAGUUUUUUAAAGGGUUACCCAAAGUUCUUCCAAAACUGCCAAAGCGAGUUGUUGUACAACGUAUAUUGCCAGCACUGACUUCGGAAUUUGUGAACCCAGAUAUGGUUCCAUUUGUGCUGCCCAAUGUUCUGCUUAUAGCAGAGGAGUGCACCAAGGAGGAGUUUACCAAACUUAUCCUACCGGAUCUGGGCCCUGUCUUCAAGCAGCAGGAACCUAUACAGGCUAGCAACAUGAUACUUCUAAUAUUUCUGCAAAAAAUGGAUCUCCUUCUCACCAAAACUCCAUCAGAUGAAAUAAAGAACAGUGUGUUACCCAUGGUGUACCGGGCGCUGGAGGCGCCAUCAAUUCAGAUUCAGGAGUUGUGCCUAAACAUUAUUCCUACGUUUGCAAACCUCAUAGAUUAUCCGUCCAUGAAAAAUUCUUUGAUACCACGUAUUAAGACUGCUUGCCUACAAACCUCUUCUCUCGCUGUUCGGGUAAAUUCACUGGUGUGCUUAGGGAAGAUUUUAGAAUAUCUGGAUAAGUGGUAUGUACUAGAUGAAAUUCUGCCCUUUUUACAACAAAUUCCAUCAAGAGAGCCUGCAGUUCUUAUGGGAGUUUUGGGUAUUUAUAAGUGUACCUUUACUCAUAAGAAGCUUGGCAUUACUAAAGAGCAAUUGGCAGGAAGAGUGCUGCCACACUUGAUUCCCCUGAGUAUAGAUAAUAACCUCAAUCUCAGCCAGUUCAAUUCAUUUAUGGCUGUGGUUAAAGAGAUGUUGGGCAAGCUAGAGGCAGAGCAUAAAACCAAGCUGGAGCAGCUUCAUGUUAUGCAAGAACAACAGAAAUCUAUGGAUAUCUCAAGUCAGUUAAAUAUGACAUCAGAGCAACAAACUAAUAAGACCAACAAUCAGGCUGAUAAAACAUUUGACAUGGGGCAAGAUUUCCUUAGUGGUGCAAAUGAAAGACAAGAAAACGGCCAUGUCCCAAAGCAGCCCAACAAGGUAUCACUUACACUUGAAGAGAAGCAAAAGCUUGCAAAAGAGCAGGAGCAAGUCCAGAAGAUGAAAAGCCAGCAUCCUCUGAAACCCACUGCAAUGACAGCAGCUGCUCCAGUAAAACAGACCAAGGACCUUACAAAGACACUGAUGGAGAACAUGACCUCUAUCAACAGUCGGUCAAGCGUCAAUGCUAAACCAGCCACGAGUGGCUUUCCUUCUCUCAGUAACAUGCCAGGAAGUAUUGCAUACCCAGCACCUGUUGAUAACAUGAGCUUAAACCGAAAUGUCCAAAAUGGUCCUAACUCAAACACAGGGUUCCAGCCUUCUGGAUUUGGGAACAUGGGGUCUGUAACUCCUAAUCAGAACUUCUUCACUGGCACAGUUCCCAUGGGAAUGAACAAAAUGGCUCCGAUGUCAACCCCAAAUAGCAUGCAGAACUUCAGUACAAUAAGCAGCCCUCCCGGUGUGCUGCAGCAGAACUCAAUGAGCAAGCCUUCUGCUGUCAUGUUACCAUUGGACAAUUUGUUUGGCCCACAAAAACCCAAAGUGAGUCUCAACCAGAUGUCGCAACCGAAUCCCUGGCUCAAUCAAUUUGCACCCCCACAAAGUUCUCAAAAUAUGAGUGGCACAGUGACACAGACAAGCAUGACUGGACAAACUGGCUUUGGCGUCCAAUCGAAUCCAUUUUUUAAUCCUCAAGGCUUUACGCAGCCAGCAACCACAAUGAAAAAUAGCAGUUCGGCUAGCAAUGAUUUAAAAGACCUUUUUGGCUAAAUACAUUUUUUCAAGGAUUGUUUUAUAAUUAAUUGUCUUUGGCCUGCUUGAGAUCUCUUGGUUCUACCCCACCAUUGUGACAUUACAAGGUUUCUAAAAUGUUUGUUUUAUUGUUCUUUUCUUCCCUACAUUAUGUGAUGACCCUGUGGUUAUAUUAGCUGAUUUCUAUAGGCAAUUGAUUUUCUUUUUGUAAAAGCGUCUACAGAAAAAAAAAAAAAACGGAAUAUCACCAAAAGUGUACUGUCUAAUCAUAUCUUAAAAUUCUACAUGGCUAUACUUCUAAGACCCACGAACCUUAUCGGCAUUCUCAGGCUUCUUCUGACAAGACGUUGCAGAUUGCGGUUCCAACUACAAAGAUAUGUUUUUAUCAUGUCCUUAUUUUAGUUUGGAAUAGUGGGCUCACAGUUAUUGUAAAUAAUUCCACUUAACCAAAAUCAGAUUUUUUUUGUUCACAUUUUAUUACACCUUCCUCAGGGUAAUACGUUUUAAAAUACGAUUUUCCAGAAGCAAAGAUGUUUUGUUUUUUUUCUCCCCCUUGACUUGUACUACUGUAAAGGAAACAUAAUACCUUAGUGGUAUUGAGAAGCACUUUUAUUCAGCCUUAAAUAUCAAAAUCACCCUUUUUCCUUUGUUUUGCACCAAAUUUAAGAUUAGAAAAAAACAUUCCUUACCUUUUUUAGAGCAUGUCAACAGAUCUGCAAAUGUAUGUUUUUGUUCUUUUAAUGAAGUUAAUGAAAUCUGUUCUCAGCAGGCCCUCUGCAGAUAUGCUGCAUGUUUUAUCAUUUUAAUUCGAGCAACAUAUAUUUUUCCUCAUUUCAGUUACAACUGGUAUUUUUAUUUAUAAUUUUAAAACAAUGUAUAAAUAAUUUUUUGGUGUUUCGCACAUUUUUCUAACAGGUUCUUAAUUUGCUUAGGACAAGAGGACCUAUGCCAGAAAAGAAUGAUUGUUACUUUAUUGUAAAAUGUGCUGUACUGUAUUGCUGUCAUCUCUUAUUGUCACAUAUUCUAGCCUACCCAAGCACUGUAACGGGUCCUAACUAUGUCGUGGGCGCAUCAUUUUUAUUUUUUUACCCAUCAUUUCUCCAAAAUUACCCACAGAUGGUAAUUUUUUUUUAUAUUUAUUAGCAACCAGUCCAAUCUACAAAACAUUUGACCUAUGUUUAACAUGCACAAGCUUCUUUGCACAUAUCCUGCGGAAAAAAAAAAGAUGAAAUCUGUGAAUAUGCUCUCGUGUAACUAUCUGGAAUUGACAGACACUUCUAAUCUUUUGGCCAGCAGAUCUUUGUUUGUGUUUUAUGGUUCAGGUUCCUGGUUGUUCUUAGAAAAGUCAUAGUACCAGCAGUUGCAAACCCAUUUCUUAUCGGAGGUUUUGCUUGAUGAAGUACUUUUCAUGAAGUACUUCUGACUGGCUGAUUUUGGAGAACUUGUACAGAGGUUAGCUUGAGGUGGGGCAUCUGCCUGUCUUGUCAAUACCACCACACCGGCUGUAAUCUAUUGAUGUUUCUUGACAGAUUCAGCUGACUUUGGGGUGUCAUUUGCACAUAGAUGCUAUUGUCUGUUUUUCAUUGGAUUAUUGGAAAUUAUCUUACUCAGUGAGAGAAAUUUUCAAACACGUUGGAAAAGAGUGGAUGUUCUAUUUAAAAAAAAAACAAACAUAAU
Messenger RNA from Rana temporaria (common frog), 4632 nucleotides. It is a transcript of the gene SCYL2, whose product is annotated as SCY1 like pseudokinase 2. The record is from RefSeq and is a predicted model, not a curated record. Bases 172 to 2973 code for a protein of 933 amino acids. Gene Ontology annotation, biological process: protein phosphorylation. NCBI's taxonomy places the organism in Eukaryota, Metazoa, Chordata, Amphibia, Anura, Ranidae. The transcript is spliced from 19 exons. Gene Ontology annotation, molecular function: ATP binding; protein kinase activity.